AUGGACAAUCUAAUUACAGUCAAGACUGUCAGUUCUGGUGGAGGUGCUGGAGGGAGUAGCAAAGGCGAUCUUUCUCUGAAUGCAGGAGGGUCUGGUGGGAGAGUCUAUGGCAGUCCAGGCAGCUCAGUUCUGACUACAUCCAGCAGCUCCCAUGCCGCCAGCUCUGGUGGAUCCGGAACCAGCAAGGGCACCGGGGGCAUCAGCAUCACUACUCUGGGAGCUUCCUCUGCCGUGUCCUCGGGUGGUGGGAGUUCAGCAGCUUCUUGGGGCCCAGGGGCAGGCUUUAGGGCUGCUGGAAGGGAAUCCUCCAGCACGUCUUCAAGUUUUAUGAGUGGUGGCAGAGAAGGAAAAAGAGAAGGGGGUCUAGAUGGUGUGACAGUUUCAACAGUGACGAAGACCAGAUACAGUUCAGGAGGAUCCGGGGAAGCGAAGAGAGGAUCGUCCUCAGCAAUCACUUAUUCAUCUGUUCCAAAAGAGAGGAAGAGCAUGACCACCAUGGCAGCCGCCCUCUCAGAGGUCUUUGACGAAAGUUCAAGCACAAACUCUUCUCCAGAGUACAGCAGGAAGGAGUACAACACUUCAAGUGCAACAUCAAGUUCUGCCACCAGAGGUAGAACUCAGAGCAGAGAGAGUGCGAUCAGAGCCAGGCUCCAGAGUGCUUCUCCUCCAGCAAGCUGGACGGAGCUGGAUGAUGUGAAGCGUCUGCUGAGAGGAAACCGCUCCACCAGCACCAGCUCCACUCAGUCCCCUAACAACACGCUGCCCAUCCCCAGGAAGGCCAGCAUGGACACUGGGACCAUGUCUGAGAGCUCACCCACAGACAACUACGGCAGCAUUUGGCCAGGAGGUGUGAGCAGUAGCUACAGUUACAAUACCAAUCCCAACAACCUGUCCACUACCUCCACCCUUUACCAGUCAGGAGGAGUCCAGAACAACCUGACAUUCAGCUCUCCCCCCGUGAACAGUGGACUAUCUGCUAGCAGCACUGUUCCUGUGUAUGGUGUCCAGAAUAACCUGGCUAGCACCAGCUCCGCUAUCCUCUCCCCCGCUGGAACAAACUCACAAAUAGUUUACGGUGUGCAGAAAAAUGUAUCUGGCGCUGGAAUCAGCACAACCACAGUGAGACCCAGCAGUCCCACUAAUGACGAGGCCUCAGGCAAAGACUUUAAGUUUGUGCUGAUAGAGAAGGAGAAUAUGCCCGUCAGGAAGGAGACAGAGCGGCUGGUCAUGACCAAAGACACAGGGAAGCAGUUCAUGUCUGCUGUACCUGCAAGUACUUCUGCUACCUACUCUGAGGACUCACUGAAGAGAGAGAAACAGCUAUCAUCCAGCUCAAUGGAGGAAGGAACACAUGCCAAAUCUGUACCCCUAAAAGUUGCCACAAAAGACAAAGCCACCUAUGCAGAGAUCAGUAAAGAUGAAGCAGGCUUUGGCUUCUGCUCCUGCUGCAGCUGGUGGAAGUGGCUGCUCGGCCUCCUGCUCAGCCUGCUCCUCCUCCUCGGCCUCCUCUUUGGACUCAUCGCUUUGGGUGAAGAAGUGAAACGCCUCAAGAAUCGCGUGGACGCCCUCGAAGCCAUCACCGGCACUGCGUCAGCCAGGUCCAGCCGCUUGUCGGCCUCCUCAGGCCUCAACAUCAUCGACCCGCUGGACUCACCAUACAUCGGCAGGAGUUCCUCUGGUUCUACUUUGACCCGCUCUGACAAUGGGAUCAACCUGGGGGCUGCUGGGCCAGGGGGAGAUGCAGGGAGCGGACCAAGACAGGACAGCGCUGAACUGCAGAGAGCCGUUCAGCAGCUGGUCAGGGCUGAACUCCGCUCUGAUGCUUUAAGAGAAACACUUGCAUACUCACUAAAAGGGGAGAAAGGAGAUUCAGGACCUAAAGGUGAACCAGGGCCGCUAGGACAAAAAGGUGACAGCGGCUUUCCUGGUCUGCCAGGUCCUCACGGGCAGAUGGGUCACCCAGGGUUGGAUGGACCAAGGGGACCAAAGGGAAGUGCAGGUGAACCAGGUCCCGAGGGACCACCGGGCCAGAGGGGCCGGGAGGGGCCGACGGGCCCCCGCGGAGAGACUGGACCACCAGGUUUUGGAGAGAAAGGAGACAAAGGAUCUCAAGGUGAGCCAGGACAUCCUGGUCUUGCGGGUGCUGCUGGACCUGUGGGGCUGAAAGGUGCCAUGGGAGAGCAGGGUGCUCCAGGAAGCCCAGGCGCUCCGGGUCCAAAGGGUUUCCAGGGUGAAGUAGGAGCUCCAGGAGCAAAAGGUGAGCCAGGAUAUCCUGGAAUACCAGGCCCUGCUGGACCAAAGGGAUCCAAAGGAAUCGAAGGUGACACGGGUCCAAUGGGACUUCCGGGUGUGAGAGGACCACCUGGACUUCUUGGAGAUAUUGGUCCCCAAGGUCCCCCUGGGCUUCAAGGACCCCCAGGUAUUGCUGGAAAUCCAGGACAGCCUGGUGAUAAAGGUGAACCAGGAUUACCUGGUAAAAUCAUCACUUCAAGUGGCUCUGGUACUGUGGCCAUCCCUGGACCUCCAGGGCCCGCUGGGCCUCCAGGUCCUGCUGGAGCCCCUGGUCUGUCUGGUCCCAUUGGCCCUGCUGGUAUCCCAGGACAACCUGGUUCAAAGGGAGAACAAGGAGAGAAAGGAGAGAAAGGAGAGAAAGGAGAGAAAGGAGAGAAAGGAGAAAAGGGGGAGAAGGGAGAGCAAGGAAAACCUGGUGAGCCUGGUGUCAGUGCCACCCAGACAGACAAACUUUCCUCAGUCGCUGGACCUCCAGGCCCACCAGGACCUCCAGGGCCUCCUGGAGUACCUGGUGAUCAAGGUCCUCCUGGUGAGACAAAACAAGGUCCUCCAGGAGAAAGAGGUCCUCCUGGAGAGCCAGGAGAGAAAGGAAAACCUGGCAGCUUUGUACCUACAUCAGAAACCUUUUUUGCCGGACCACCGGGACCUCCGGGCCCCCAAGGCCCGCAGGGUUCCGCAGGUGGCCCAGGACCCCAAGGGUACCAAGGGGAACCAGGCCAACCGGGUCUUCCAGGAAGUCCAGGAGAACCAGGUUUCCCAGGUCAGCCUGGACCUAUGGGUCCAGAGGGGCCACAAGGACCUAAAGGCGAUGCGGGAGUCCCUGGGGUCUCCACUGGCGGCCCCCCAGGCCCACCUGGUGCACCUGGAAGAGAUGGAAGUGGAUCUGGAUCACCUGAUGUGGGCCAGUACAUCGCAGAAUACCUUCAGAGUAGUAACAUCAGGGAGUAUCUGGCUGGACCUCCUGGGCCUCCUGGUCCUCCAGGUGCCCUAGGGCCCGCAGGGGACGGGCUGGUGGAUGAUGUGGCAAACCGAGUUAUCGCCUACAUCCAGAGUCCAGGUAGAGGAUAUGAUGGGACUCCUGGCCCUCCUGGUCCUCCAGGUCCACCUGGCUCCAUCUCAAUCAAUGACAUCAUCAACCUAUUACAACGAGAGGAAGUGAGGAGAUACGUUGCUGGUCCUCCCGGUCCACCAGGACCUCCUGGGUCUCUGCACGCUGGCAGUUACAGAGUCAACACCCAGGAGGUGGCUGAACGUGUCCUCAGCCUAAUGAAUGAGAGGGCCGCCGUAGGUGUCCCUGGACCCCCAGGACUCCCUGGGCCUCCUGGUCCUCCUGGAAACUUGUUGUCAACUGGGUAUCAAGCACUUGUGGGUCCUCAGGGGCCACCUGGUCCCCCGGGUAUCCCUGGACCACAAGGCCCACCUGGACCAGCAGGUGUACCUGGCCCACCAGGAUUUGGGAACUACAUCAGUUCAGACAUCCGCGACUACCUGCAAAGUGUUUCCUUCAGCGGCCCACCAGGAACCCCUGGUGCUCCUGGACCUGAGGGCCCCCCUGGUCAAAUCGGCGGAGUGGUUUCCAAUGCUGAGCAUUCCAACAGAGAGACGCUCAAAGCAGAACGACACAAAUACAGAAAGAGGGACGGUUCGACAGCAGCUAUGUUCGGACUUCCAGGUCCUCCAGGCCCUCCUGGUCCCCCAGGAUACAAGGGUGAGCCAGGUGUGUCUGGCGCCAGAGACUGGAGCCUGGAGACCGGAGACUACUCCAGUAUGGCUGUCAAAGUAACCGAUUACAUCAAAUCCCACGGUCUACUCCGUGAUGUUGUGAGAGACUCUGAUCGAGUUGUUCAAGGACCUCCAGGGCCGCCUGGACUUCCAGGAAUGCCUGGACACAGCCGAUGGUUUAGCUCCCCCGAACAUGUCGUGGAUGUGGUGGAAUACAUCAAAUCCCACGGUGUCUUACACGACAUUAUGAGGGAAUAUAACAGUCGUGUCUUCCAAGGACCUCCAGGACCGCCAGGCCCCCCAGGUCCAUCUGGAUACAGACAAUGGUCUGGGUCCCAUGGAAACACCACAGAUUUAUUGGAAUACAUUAAAUCUCAUGGUCUGCUACGUGAAAUCCAACGGAACCAUGAGGAACGCAUCAUUCAAGGACCACAGGGACCACCCGGCCCUCCAGGUCCUCCCGGAUAUAGCCGAUUGUUUGGUUCCCACACAAACGUCACUGAUUUAGUGGAAUACAUCAAAACACAUGGAGACAUUGUAGGACCACCUGGGAGACCAGGACAGAAAGGGGACAUGGGAUUCCCUGGGCUGAAAGGAGAAAGAGGUGAACAAGGCCUUCCUGGUCCAGAAGGACACAAGGGUGAAAAAGGUGACAGAGAAUUCACACUGAUGACUAAGAGGAGGAGGAGGAGGGACACUGGUGUUUAACAGCCAAGUUACUGAAUAUGUGGGCCUGCGUGUGAAAUCCUGUUUCACGUGGAGUUUGCCUGGUGUGUAAAAAGGUGGUAAAUUUACGGAAACCCACAAUGUAUCUGUUUUUUUUUUUUUAAUGAUUUGAUUGUUUUUUUAUAUUCCUGAACCUCUCCUGUGCCGAGUUGUCUUUGUGAAAUUUACCUUGUGUCAUACACUGUACUAAGGGGUGAAGGGGUAAGAGUUGCCUUCUCUUACCCUCUCAUACUCACUGGCAUUUUCUAAUCCGACAAGUGUUUUGUUACUCAUUUUUGUUUUAUAGAAGAUUUUUUUUUUCAUAACUUUUCAUAACAAAUGUAUUAGUAGCUGGAAUCACAUCAGAGACAAAACAAUUGUAGAACAGAGAAAAAUGUUUAUUUACAGCAAAAAUCAAAAUCUACUUUACACAGGUAAUCUAAAAACUAUACAUUUAUUUUUUUAAAUGCAUAACAAUUUUGAUAUGGAUAUCAUUUUCAUUCAACAUUCAGAAUUAAAUCAAUUUACUGACUUUUUGAAGAAUCUCACUGACCAACAGAACAAGAACUGACUGAUGCACACUGCAAACUGCAAUUAAUAAGCUACAGUACAGAUGCUGUAGCUUGGGAGAUGUUUUUAUAUAAAUAGCUACUGAGAAAGUUUUUUAAAAAGGUGCACAGCACUCCUUCAUUGCAUUUUCUACAGUUCAGUUAUUAAAUACCUCUGACUAACCAUAACUCUCAAUAGCCAAUCAUAAAAAAAAGUUGAUCAAAUGAACCAAUCAGAAGUCAAGAUGGCCUAAACCAGUCAGGUCCAUUUUUUGAACAUUUUGUUUUUACAACUACGUUAAUACAUCAGUCUAAAUAAAAAUAAAAAACUGCUACGAGUUCAUGUUCUGUUUUUGUUACUUUGAAUACAGAUGCAAUAAUUCUGAA
This is a messenger RNA of Micropterus dolomieu (smallmouth bass), 5654 nucleotides long. RefSeq names its product collagen alpha-1(XVII) chain-like. Bases 1 to 4722 code for a protein of 1573 amino acids. The transcript is spliced from 52 exons. The record is from RefSeq and is a predicted model, not a curated record. NCBI's taxonomy places the organism in Eukaryota, Metazoa, Chordata, Actinopteri, Centrarchiformes, Centrarchidae.